AUGGCAAUUUCGGAUGUUGAGCAUAACACUGCCGUUCAGUUCAAAAAAUACAACAAUUUGAUAUUUUGCUUCAUUAUUCUGGCAGUAUGUGCACCGUUAGCAUAUAUUCUUGGUCAAUUAUUUCUCAAAUACAUUGAAAGUGAAGACUUCAAUACAAGCAGAGAGAAGAUCAGUUAUGAAGACGGCGUCGUCUCAGAUCAACCAUUCACGAAUGAUUGUAAAAACAGAAUCGUGGGGUACCACAUCAACUGGGAAACCCCUACAAUCUCUGUUAACCAACUACGAAAACUUACUCAUGUCAUACUUCGUUAUGUCAAAAUUCACCCAAACCGAACAAUUCAAUUUGUCGGAGAUAAAACCGACAAAAAAUUUGCGGAGAUCAAAAGAGCGGCCAGGAAGGUGAAUCCUCAAUUAAAAGUGAUGAUUGGAGUAGGUGAUUGGGAUAGUCUAGGGCAAUCUCAAAGUUCAAUUACAUCUCUGAUCAAGAACAAGGAAACCAAAAGAGUUAUACAAUCAAUAACUUCUUUUGUUGCACUUCACGACAUCGACGGAAUUGAUGUAUUCUGGACUUACUCAUGGCGACGGAGGCCAUCUGAACACAUUCAAUUCAUAAACGAACUCAGGGAAAAACUGACGAAAGUUGAAGUUAGAAACGGACUACAGAAGCGAUUCGUUAUAAGUCUGGCUCUUCCUGCAUACAUUCUAAAUAACGAAUAUCGACAUCAUUUGAAUAAUGUCAUCAGCUAUGUUGACUUUAUCACUCCUUUUUUCUACAACUUACCCGGUCUAAACCAUGGAAAGUUAAUAAAAUUCAUCGGACCAACUUCGCCAUUAUACGGAGGAAAUAGAGGAAACGUCGACGAAACGAUGAAAUAUUACGCAUGUACAACAAAAAACCUAAUAAACUGA
Messenger RNA from Caenorhabditis remanei, 909 nucleotides. RefSeq lists its product as uncharacterized. Gene Ontology annotation, molecular function: chitin binding. Gene Ontology annotation, biological process: carbohydrate metabolic process. The record is from RefSeq and is a predicted model, not a curated record. The transcript has 5 exons. The coding region runs from base 1 to 909 and encodes 302 amino acids. Lineage: Eukaryota; Metazoa; Nematoda; Chromadorea; Rhabditida; Rhabditidae.